This is a messenger RNA of Drosophila obscura, 511 nucleotides long. RefSeq names its product DNA-directed RNA polymerase II subunit RPB11 (gene Rpb11). Lineage: Eukaryota; Metazoa; Arthropoda; Insecta; Diptera; Drosophilidae. Gene Ontology annotation, biological process: transcription by RNA polymerase II. The transcript has 4 exons. Bases 102 to 455 code for a protein of 117 amino acids. Gene Ontology annotation, molecular function: DNA binding; protein dimerization activity. Gene Ontology annotation, cellular component: RNA polymerase II, core complex. The record is from RefSeq and is a predicted model, not a curated record.
AGUGACUGGCCACACUGUCAAAACAACAACAACAAGAUUUCACGCAUUUUUCAUAAACAAAUUACAAAUUUCACUCAAAACUAGCAAAAAACACAUUUAAAAUGAAUGCGCCACCCACAUUCGAGUCGUUUCUGCUGUACGAGGGCGAGAAAAAAAUCAUCAAAGAGCUGGACACAAAAGUUACAAAUGCCGCGAUUUUCACCAUCAACAAGGAGGAUCACACUCUGGGCAACAUGAUCCGCAACCAGCUGCUGAAGGAUCCGAAUGUCUUGUUUGCCGGCUACAAGGUGCCGCAUCCGCUGGAGCACAAGUUCGUCAUACGCAUCCAGACCACGGCCGAAUAUUCGCCGCAAGAAGCCUUCAUGAAUGCCAUUACCGAUCUGCUGGCCGAGCUCUCGCUUUUUGAGGAGCGUUUUAAAGAUGCCAUCAAGGAGAAGAAGGAGGGCGGCGAUUAGUUGUAGCCUGUUUGGAAUGUACCUUUUAGCAAUAAACAAUAAAAAAAAGACCAAUC